AUUAGUCAUUUUAUAAUUGAUAAUUUCUUCAUUACUUGUAGGGGUCAAAUAAUUAAAUCAAAAUUAAAAAUUAUUGUUUAUCUUGACUUCGAGAUUGUCAACUUAAUAUGAUUGUGAAUUUUAAUAGAUAGAAUAACUUUGAAUUAAACAUGGCCAACGUUUAUCUAGCGAAUACGUUACUGAGAUCUGUAAAAAGAAGUAAUUAUAUAAAUUUUGCUGGAAUUGUAUCUAGGAAUCUUUGUAACAAACAUAGUGAUCUGCAGAAACUAAUUGUUGAAGAACAAAACCAGUGGAAAUAUAGGAAACAUCUUGCUUUUGCAUUAUUCAGUUCAGUACUGAUUGGGUCAGCUGUUACAGAACAAUUUAAUAAUAAGAAGAAAUUGAACAAUCAUGAGAAUGAACAAACAGAUGUUGUAGCAGGUGAGAAACGACCAGACCUGCCAGUGUACAGAGCUGAAGAAGUCAGUAAACAUGAUAACAAAAAGAGUUUCUGGGUAACAUACAGACAUGGAGUGUAUGAUGUGACUAAAUUCCUACCAUCGCACCCUGGUGGCGACCAAAUCCUAAAUGCAGCUGGUCUGAGUAUAGAGCCCUUUUGGAAUGUAUACGGUAUGCAUAAAACACGGGAAAUUUAUCAACUCCUUGAGCAAUAUAGAAUAGGCAAUCUGCAUGACGAUGAUAUUGUCGACCACACAGACGAAGAGCUCUGGGUCAGAGAGCCGUACAGAGACGAGCGGCUGAUCGUAAAAACAGCGCGGCCGUUUAAUGCGGAAAUACCACCGAAGCUCCAAAUCGAACAUUUCGAUACACCAAAUGAGUUGUUCUACGUGCGCCAACAUAUGCCAGUGCCACAAUUGGACGCCUCCAAGCAUCGCCUGCGUGUGGUGGUACGAGGGGGCACCAGUAGGACGAAAACCUUCGAGUUCUCUCUUCGAGACUUACACCGGUUUCCAACCACUAGUCUUCGCGCCGCACUCAUGUGCGCCGGCAACAGGCGGAGCGAGAUGGACAAACAGGUGAAACCGGUGAAGGGUAUAAGCUGGGCGGGCGGCGCCAUCAGCAACGCGCUGUGGACGGGCGUCGCGCUCCGCGAUGUACUGCUGCACUGCGGGGUCGACGACCGCAACCACGACGGGAAACAUGUCGUGUUCACAGGUUCUGACAUCGACGCGACCGGAGUGAACUUCAGCACGUCGAUACCCCUGCACAUGGCUAUGGACCCUCGAAGCCGCGUGCUGCUUGCCACUCAUAUGAACGGUCAACCGCUGCCGCCGGAUCAUGGGUACCCCCUCAGGGUCGUGGUGCCCGGAGCGCCCGCCGUCCGCAGUGUCAAGUGGCUCGAGUCGAUAACAAUAUCGGAGGAUGAGAGCCAGUCGCACUGGCAUCAGAAGGACUACCGCUCGUUCAACCCGUCCAAGACGUGGGAGACGGCGGACUUCAGUAGCGCGCCGCCCGUGUACAGCCUGCCCGUCACGUCCGUGGUGUGCGACCCGCAAGAUGGCGACACUGUCGCCGUUAAGGACGGCUGCAUCGAGGUCAGGGGAUAUGCGUAUUCUGGCGGCGGCGCCAAGAUCCUGCGGGUAGACGUGAGUAUCAAUGGAGGGUCGCAGUGGACGGAAGCCCAGCUGACCAGCGACAGCGCGGCGCCGCGCGACCACUACGCCUGGACGCUGUGGAGCGCGCGACUGCUCGUGCCCCAGAAUGCUAAGCAGGUGGAGAUACGAGUGAAGGCCACAGACAGCAACUUCAACACGCAGCCUGAGAAGUUUGAAGACAUAUGGAAUAUACGCGGUAUACUGAGCAACGCAUACCACAAGAUCAAUGUUAAACUUAAACGUUAGGCGCAUAAUGACGGCUUUUGACUAGCAGCUUUGUUACCGGUUCGAUCCCUGCACAAUACACAUUUAUGUUUAUAUUUUUUUAUAUUUAAUUCUUUAUUACACCAUAAACAAAAAUAUACAAUGACAAUUGAAUAAUUCAAGUGAAAUACAGUAACAUAAAUACAGAUUGAAAUAUACGCAUAAAGGUACCAAAGGCGGUCUUAUCGCUAGAGCGAUUUCUUACAGACAACCUUUAGUUAAAGGAGAACAGAUAGAAGUGGGCAGGUGGCGCAAGAGUGAAUUGAUAAUUUUCGUGCAUAAAAUACAAAAACCUAUAAUGCACUAAAAUAUCAAAUACAUAUAAUUUAUUAAACUACUUACUAUAAAUAUAUAUUUGUAUUCAUAAGUACAUCUGUUUAUAAUGGUUUGGGUGUUUUCUAUGCAAAAUGUGUAUGUCUUAUAAAAAAGAAAGUAUCUGUCACUUGUCUAGUAUCCAUAGUGCAGUCUACUUUCUUUGAAACUAGAUGGCGUCGUGCGAUAUGUCCAGUGAUAUUUAUCUCUUUUAUACUGAGUUUAUUUGAAAAGAAAAAGAAAAAAAUAUUACACGAAUAUAUAUGUAAUAUAAUAACUUUAUUUUAUAACCAAAUUAGUAAAAAAUCACUGAAUUUGUAAACAAUAAGUACAUAGUUUGUAUUUUUUUAAUGGAUGACAAUGAAGUUGUAACCCCGCCUGCUCUAACGGUCUAAGAACAAGGAAAAACAUAGAAGGAAUGAUAAAAUAAAACCUUCAAAUCAUAUGGUGGCUUCCUCUCUUAUGUAAAUACAAUUAGUAAAGAGAGGACGAAAGAUACACCAUCAGUUGUCAUUCUUCUCAAUUCACAGUAGGCUAGUGUAUAGAAAAUGUUUGAUAUGUCAAUUAUUUGUCAAUGACAAAUUUUACAUUACUAGAUUAUAUAUUCGACACAGUUUAUGUAGAAAGUAUGCAAGCAGGUUGUAUCUCAAUUUGGUAGGGUUAUAUGGCCGUAUAACAUUUUCAUACAUUAGCCUACUAGAAUUGACAAAAAUAGCAACAGAUGGUGUAUCUUUCGUCCUCUUUUUACUAAUUAUAUUUGGAUAAGAAGAAAGAAGGCAACCAUAUAAUUUACAGUUUUUAUUUUAUUAUUCCUUCUAUGUAAUUCCUUGUUCUUAGCUAACGGUAUACGCUAGUAAGGCACCAGUGAGGGAUAAUAGGUGAGAAUGAAAAGGCAGGUCAGUUAGCCCAUCAUGAUGAAUACACCUGGAAUUCAACACGACGGUUUUCAGAAGGGACCAGUUUGUUUUAUUGACACGACUACGGACUGUUAACAUGGAUGUAUUUUGCAAAGACUUCCUUGUAUAUAAUAUUGUUUACUAAUCUAGUCGAAAAGUAAGUUAUUGAAGUCGCUGGCGGAAGACCAAAAAAAACUAUAAAAUAAUAUGUCUUCAGAUCGAUGUGUGAUCCGUAAGUGAAGUUAUAUAAAAUCAAACAUAAAGGAAAUGGGUAUUUUUGCUGCGGGAAUUGAAAUGCUGACUCGACGCAGGUGUCUUUCUCGGUAGCGCACCUUCUUGCGUCGUGCUAGGUGGUACGAUCCGAUCGACGUUGAGGGUGUGUCGUAAUACUUAAUAGGUAUCUACUAUAACAAGUACAUAAAUAUUAUUUGGCAUUCCAAUAUUGUAAUGAGAAAAAAAAGUUGAAAAUAUACUAUAUUGAAAUUUUAACUGAACUAAUAUUUUGAUUAAUAUUUUUAAAUUU
Galleria mellonella (greater wax moth) is the source of this 3590-nucleotide messenger RNA. It is a transcript of the gene shop, whose product is annotated as sulfite oxidase. Gene Ontology annotation, molecular function: molybdopterin cofactor binding; oxidoreductase activity; molybdenum ion binding. The transcript is spliced from 11 exons. Lineage: Eukaryota; Metazoa; Arthropoda; Insecta; Lepidoptera; Pyralidae. Gene Ontology annotation, cellular component: mitochondrion. Bases 150 to 1841 code for a protein of 563 amino acids. The record is from RefSeq and is a predicted model, not a curated record.